CUGACACUGUUCCGGUUUGGCUUUCGCUACCUAGUUCUUGGUAACAUUUGGACCUUGGCCCUUGCCUUGUUUUUGACGUCUGGAUAUAAGAACCGUCCUGGACUUGGGAUUCAGUCUGAGAUAGUCGCGCCAGGGAUAGUGCAAUCAGUGGAUGAGCGCAAGAUAUUGCGAAAGAGUCCGUUUCAACUAUUGCAGGUCCGGAAACAUGAGAUAGCGCGAACUCUGGGGUAGCACUCUCUACAGCGCAUUUCUGGAACAGCUUCCCCAAUAUCUCCCUAAAACUUGAUCAUCAAUGGAAUCCUCAGUGGGCCGUCGUCCGUGGGAGGACACGAAAAUGGGCCCUCAAACCCCUCCUGUCCCGUCCUCACAGACCCUUCCUUCGAUCUCCACGCUUACGGCGAGUAUGAACACGGGUCCUCCGCCUGCGUGUGAGAGAUCUCCGGGGAACUCCUCAAUGAACACAGUGGAGCGUGAUUCUGGGAAUUGGUCGAUGCCGCAGAGUACUAGGUCUUCAACAUAUUCUAAUACUACGAAUGGAACGAACAAUUAUCAUUCAUUGUCAUUCCUCACCUCAUCACAACCUUCGCCUAACCGUCUAUCCGGCGUCUCUGACCGAUCUCCAUUUUCCAAUGAGCAAUCAAACACCCCUUCUUCCGGCGCCGCGCACCCAUCCCCGGGCUACAACUCAACACAGCAAACCUCAACGUUACCCUCCAUCAAUCAGAACUUCGAGGCUCCUUCUCAUCGUGGCAGCAUUGCAGACAUAUCGGAUUCACGACGGAGUAGCGUGGAUAGUCGGAUGAACCAGGGCAUCAGCUCCUUAGCCAUCAACCCCGCUUCGCCUUACCACAGUACAAAUGCUUCGCAAUCAUCCAUUGUAUCCGGUCUUCAACGGGAGCGCGGUAUUCCACCUGACAAGAAUGGUGCCUAUCGGGGUCCCCGGUACUCCGGCGGGCAACCACUUUCUCCGCUAGGACCCCGAGAGCACCGCAGCUUCACAGCUGGCCGUACUGCACCUGCGAUCUCUUCUAACCCGCGUUCAGAGAUCUACAAUGCCGAAGCUCCUACAGCGGGUCUAGCUUACGCUUUUCCAGAUCCCGAUGUCGCGCGCUCGAGUACAAGCUCUACGGAGAAAUCAACUAGGGCAUCUAAUCAGUUUUCUCGUAAGGGUAGCACUGCGGAAUCCCUUGCCAGUAGUGUAUUGACUACCGACUCGCGUCUGCCUCGAGGGCAGCAGGAGCUGCCCCAGAACGUACACCACCAUACUUUGCAGCACAAGCAGGUGCGAGAAUUGAUGGGGGAUCCCGAGUCGCCUAAUAGCAAUACCCCGUACAGUCGAACGCCCGAGCUUCGCGUCACCCAUAAAUUGGCUGAGAGGAAGCGUCGUAGUGAAAUGAAGGAUUGCUUCGAGAUGCUACGAAUGCGCCUGCCACAAAGUCAGAACAAUAAAUCUAGCAAAUGGGAAACCUUAACGAGAGCGAUUGACUACAUUAGCCAACUUGAGAAGACAGUGAACCAAGUCCGCCGCGAGAACAGCGUCCUCAGAACAGAGGUUGACGAGCUUCGGACUCAGCUUAGCCAACAGCAAGCAAAUGGCCAGUCCCGGCAGCAGUCUAUGUACGACCAUCAUUCGAUUCAUGGAGCCCCGCCUCAGACGAACGGGCAGGUCCAGGGCCCCAAUAUGUUCCCUAAUUACGGUGGUCCGAACAUGGCACAAGACCAAGCCCGUACAUUACCUCCGCUUAUGAAUGGAUCCGUGGCUCCUAUGCAAGGGGUACAAUAUACUGAUGAGAGAAGAUAGCACGAUAUUCUCUCAUUGACUUUAUAGAGGUCUCCUCUAAUCGCUGCGGCCACUGCCUGUUUUUCGUCUGCCAUCUCAGCCUCAUUUUAGUGUACUC
Molecule: messenger RNA, 1898 nt
Organism: Paecilomyces variotii
Lineage: Eukaryota; Fungi; Ascomycota; Eurotiomycetes; Eurotiales; Thermoascaceae
Product: putative HLH transcription factor
Exons: 4
Coding region: 293-1801 (502 amino acids)
Biological process (GO): positive regulation of transcription by RNA polymerase II
Cellular component (GO): RNA polymerase II transcription regulator complex
Molecular function (GO): protein dimerization activity; DNA-binding transcription factor activity
Source: RefSeq, a predicted model, not a curated record